GAUCUAAGAAGUAACCGUGACAAUCAUUGUCAUGUAAAAAAUUCUCAAUGGUCGUUGCCAAGGUGUCUUUGAAAAUACGGGUGUUCUUUGGGAGGGUAUAACUAGGAUGCAGCACAAGGCCCGCUCAUUUCUGAGUGAUCGACCGAUCUUAGAUAGUCAGCUUUACUUCCCGUCGAACUUCAACCAUCAUCGUCAAUAUGUCUCAGCAGCCUUGGGAGAGCCCUGACUACACGGACAGCGAACUGGACGAAAUUCAAAGAAUCGCCGAUGAGAUGUAUAAAAACGAUGGAGGAUUUGUUUACAAUCCUGUUGAUUUCCCUCCUCUAAGACCACUUGACCAGGCGCCUGCAUCAGAAAAUGGAGGAGAUGAGAUUCAUCGAUCCAUCGGACUUCCAGCUCUGUGAGAUGGACACAGAUUCCGCAUACAUGGCAAUCUCUGCACCACAUCUGGAUGACAUCAUCAAGCCUCAUCUGCGGGACGAGUACCAGCGGGAGAAAUCAUCCUGGUUUCCGCGUGACGACACCCCCGACCACCGUGCGUAUGACAAACGAACACCCGGCCUCUUUAAGGUUGAGUGGGAGGGGGACGGCAUCGUUGCUCUUUGUAGUAAAACAUACUACUGCUUUGGAGAAAAAGACAAAGCUGUAUGCAAAGGACUGAACAAAAAGACCAACGACAUAACAAAAAUGAACUAUCUGGAGGCGCUAGAAAAUCAACGAGCCGGUGAAGGAGUCAACAGAGGGUUUCGCAUGCGUUCCGAUGGUAUGUACACCUACGAACAGGUCAAGACUGCCUUUACUUACUUCUACCCAAAAAGGAGAGUCGCCGAUGAUGGAGUUUCCACCACCUACCUGGACUUGUGAUCAAAAAAAACCUGUUAGGCUCGUCAAAACAUCAAGCAAAUUUCUUUAAACUGGUGGUGGGUAAAUUGGUGGUGGUUUAAACAGUACGUUAAGUUUUUAUUUUUUAUUUUUUUUUUUUAUUUUUUUUUUUUAAUUG
Molecule: messenger RNA, 1000 nt
Organism: Patiria miniata (bat star)
Lineage: Eukaryota; Metazoa; Echinodermata; Asteroidea; Valvatida; Asterinidae
Exons: 3
Coding region: 358-864 (168 amino acids)
Source: RefSeq, a predicted model, not a curated record